GCAACUUGAGUCGCAAAAAGUCGAGGAGCUUGUCUUUCACAUGCACCUCGAUGUUCGCGCUCCGUCGCUGCAUCUUCUACGCGCCAUUGACCAGAAUCACUCCUCCAGUCGCAUCAGCCAUGGCCCAGAAGCGAACUUUCAACGAAGGCAAGCGGCACUUCAAGAAGAACAAGAAGCAAAAGACGAGCACAGUCGCCGAGGGGUCCAAUGAAGAAGUGCUGCUGGCCGACGUGAGGAAUCUGCUCAAGGACGUUGACAUCUCCGAACAGACCGACGAAACUGCUAGACCACAGCCUGAGGAGCGCACCGAGAUAGACGUCACUAUCAAAGAGCUCUCGUCCACCGGCGAUGGGUUGGCAGAAAAAGAUGGUCAAGUAUAUGUUGUCCCAUUCUCUGCGCCUGGUGAUGUUGUCACCGCAAGAGUGUACAAGAAUUUUUCCGACGAGUCGUAUUCACUUGCAGAUUUCGUCAAGCGUGUUUCCAAAGGGCCGUCCAGCACUGCAGAACCGCAAUGUCCUUACUUCACACAAUGCUCAGGCUGUCAGUUUCAGCACAUGCCAUACGAAGCUCAACUUGCGCACAAAAAGACCAUCGUCGAAAAAGCAUUCCGCAACUUCUCGAACCUCCCUACGUCCGCAGUACCAGCAGUUGGCGACACGAUCGGCUCACCACUGCAAUACGGCUAUCGCACCAAACUCACGCCACACUUUGAUGGGCCUCCUGGUGGGAGAAGAGAUAAGAGACAUGGCAAACCGGUAACGUGGCCGGGAGUCCCAGCGAUUGGAUAUAUGUUGAAGGGCACGAGGAAGACGAUGGACAUUGAAGACUGCCCGAUUGGAACAGAGGCCGUACGGAAGGGCAUGAAGAGGGAACGAGUGCGUGUCGCUGCAGAGAUCAACAAAUAUCAGAAGGGGGCGACCUUGCUCCUACGUGAGAGCACGACGAGAGAAGAGAAGAAAGAGGAUAAGCUUGAAGUCAGCGCCGACGGCGAAGACGAAGUCGUAGAGGACCGCGGACAAUAUGUGCAUCGCAAGAUCUGCAUCACCGAUCACAAAGCCACGUCGACAGAGUACGUGGACGACUUCCGCUUCGAUAAUCCCGCAGGCGCAUUCUUCCAAAACAACAAUUCGAUUCUGCCUGUUGUCACGCAAUACAUACGCGACAACAUUCUCGGAUCGACGAUGGAUGGGGCUGCGGAUGCAAAUUCGAAUGGCGACACAGGCGGCAAGCCCAGGAUAAAACACAUGGUGGACGCGUAUUGUGGUUCGGGCUUCUUCACCAUCAAUCUGUCCCGCAUGUUCAAGCAGAGCAUUGGCAUUGACGUGUCUGCACAAUCUGUCGAAUUCGCUAGCAAGAAUGCGAAAUUGAACAAUCUGCCAGAAGAUGCGACGCACUUCAUCGCAGCAGAUGCAAACAAGUUGUUCGAGUCGCUCGAUACAAAGAAGUUCCCUCCGGACGAGACCGUUGUCGUGAUCGACCCCUCGAGAAAGGGUUGUGAUGAAGGCUUCAUCAGCCAAUUACUGAAGUAUGCUCCUGCACGAGUGUGCUAUGUAUCUUGCAACGUGCAUACGCAAGCCAGAGACGUUGGGUGGUUGGUCGGGGGCCUGCCAGGCGACGGGGAUCAGCCCAAGCACGAGGGAAUAUAUGAGAUCGAGAGUCUGCGGGGAUUCGACUUCUUUCCUCAGACCAGCCACGUUGAGGGGGUCGCAAUCCUGCGCAGGAAAACACCAGCGGCCGGGCCAUAGAGCACCGCAGAGCAAGGCAAGCCACCACCUAUUGGGCAGCAAUAUGAGGCUGGGCUUCUUGCACAGCCAAGAUGGCGACACCGCUGCUCCCAAUGUCGAACUUGUGCUUUGACACUUUUCACAGAGCCGAUAUCUCAUUCCUCGAUCUUG
Cercospora beticola is the source of this 1895-nucleotide messenger RNA. It is a transcript of the gene TRM2, whose product is annotated as tRNA (uracil(54)-C(5))-methyltransferase. Gene Ontology annotation, biological process: tRNA processing. Gene Ontology annotation, molecular function: tRNA (uracil(54)-C5)-methyltransferase activity, S-adenosyl methionine-dependent. NCBI's taxonomy places the organism in Eukaryota, Fungi, Ascomycota, Dothideomycetes, Mycosphaerellales, Mycosphaerellaceae. The record is from RefSeq and is a predicted model, not a curated record.